Molecule: messenger RNA, 1005 nt
Organism: Aspergillus steynii IBT 23096
Lineage: Eukaryota; Fungi; Ascomycota; Eurotiomycetes; Eurotiales; Aspergillaceae
Product: MIND complex subunit MTW1
Exons: 3
Coding region: 1-1005 (334 amino acids)
Biological process (GO): mitotic sister chromatid segregation; kinetochore assembly; protein localization to kinetochore
Cellular component (GO): nucleus; chromosome, centromeric region
Source: RefSeq, a predicted model, not a curated record
AUGAACGACGCGACGAAUUCUCUGCUCGCUGAGCACUUCAGCUAUACGCCUUUGUCUCUCAUAGAUGACGUUAUCAACUCGAUCAACAACUUGAUAUACCAAGCCAUCUCAAGUCUUGAAUCCGGCCUUCUCUCUACCCCGCCCGAACGAUUGGGAUUUUCCCAUGCGAACAACGGCUCCACCAUCCCCGACACCGAUGAGGAUGGAAACGUUGUUUAUCCCGAGGCGCGGCUGGAGAUUGAAAAUGGAUUACAUCAAUUAGAGACCCUGCUUGAGUCCACAGUCGACAAGGCGUUCGAUAAAUUCGAAAUCAUCGUGCUGCGAAAUACGUUCAGGGUGGAAGAUGAUCUGCUGGGGUGGAUUCGGUUGAAUCAUUACCGGAAUCUUGAUCUCAAUCCUCCUCCCAACACGCCAACUCCCGAGACAAUCCAGGCUCAGCGCAAAAAACUACAAGAAACCAAAAAACUCAAUCGGUCAAUGAAGGAAGAAUGCGCCCGAAACGAUGCGAUUAUUUCUCAGCUACGAUCUAUCUUGUCGACCGUGGAUUCAACCAAGAACGCAAAAUCGGCCAAGGCGGAGGGAGAAUCCGAGAUGCCUGCGCCGUCCGGCAGCAAGGAAUUGGAUCUAUCGUUCUUGACAGCCAGCCCGGCUGCUCAACAGCUGCGGGUCGGUGUCGCAGGCUCUAAUGCUCAGCAUACACCCCUCACGACGAACACGACUUUUAUAUUGUCUCAGCUCCCUGCGCUCAAGACGAUGCUUACACAGCUCCGACCCAAAUUGACCGCACUACCGAAGUCAGUGGAUACUGCGAAGGAGUCCAAGGCCGAUGAGAGAAGGGACUACAUUGAAAGCCGGAUUAGGCUACACCUUGAGCGAUCUGGGCAGCUUGCAGUGGGUAGUGACGGCAACCCGGUUGUCGCGGGACGAAAGAUGAGCAUCACAGAAGCACAGGCACUCGAGGCUGUGACAGGAUUGCUAAGCCAGGGCGACAUGAAGUCCGAUUAA